Molecule: messenger RNA, 450 nt
Organism: Thelazia callipaeda (thelaziosis nematode)
Lineage: Eukaryota; Metazoa; Nematoda; Chromadorea; Rhabditida; Thelaziidae
Source: the annotation of a GenBank genome assembly
AUGAUUACUUUUCUAUUAGUCACCACGCAAUUACCUGCUACAUACUCUUGCGCAGCAACUCCGCCAGUAGUACUUCCAGCUCCUGCAGCAAAUGAAUUUAGCAUAACUAUAAAUUUACUGAAACAAUACAAUAAAAUGAUUGUUUCAGUUUGUUGUCAACCAUUAAUCAAAACUCUGACAAAUAAUACAAAUCUUGAGAAUGGUGUCAUGACCUUCACUUAUAAUAGUUUAACUUGUCGAAGAACAGCUACUGCUAUUUGCACGCAACGAGCAGCAGUACCACCCUUGCAGUUGAUGGCUGGCAUAACAGUAAAUCAAGUUAAUUUUAUCAAUAUCCAACAAACCAGCGUAUCAAUCACGUUAUCGUGUAAUAAUAUGAUGCAGUGGGAAACUGGAAAUCCUCCUUUAGUUGUAUCUACAAUUCAAUGUGUUCUUAGCAGCACACCCUGA